Enhydra lutris kenyoni (northern sea otter) is the source of this 279-nucleotide messenger RNA. RefSeq names its product canopy FGF signaling regulator 1. The coding region runs from base 1 to 279 and encodes 92 amino acids. Gene Ontology annotation, cellular component: endoplasmic reticulum. The transcript is spliced from 3 exons. The record is from RefSeq and is a predicted model, not a curated record. Lineage: Eukaryota; Metazoa; Chordata; Mammalia; Carnivora; Mustelidae.
AUGAACGAGUACAAGCUGGAAGAAGACCCCGUGACCAAGGAGAAGGCGUUUAAGAGAUUUGCCCCAAGGAAAGGAGACAAAAUAUACAAAGAAUUUAAAAAAUUCUAUUUCUAUUCUGAUGCUUACAGACCUUUGAAAUUCGCGUGCGAGGCCAUACUAGAGGAGCACGAAGACGAGAUACUCUCCCUUAUCGCCCAGGAGGCACAUCACCUCGCUGACAAGCUGUGCAGUGGAAAGGCAGAUCUCUGCAAAACCGCUGCUAAGCAGACCGAACUCUAG